GUUUUCGUAGGUAUAAUGCCCGAACCUAAUUAGCACAAUAGAGAUUAGUUUGGUCGUAGCCUAUUUUCUCUAAUCACACUGCUCCCGGGAGGUCGCCAGUGUGAGUUAUGCGUGUGCUGAGGUCUCGGUAAUUUUUCACAACAGCGCUUAUAAUUUGGUCGUACAGAAUGAAUAGGAAAGCCCUCAUCGAAGUAGGUGAAGACGAGCAGGAACGCCGUUUACAGCUAAACAAGCUUUCACUUGUCGAACUGACCGUUCAAGAUGAGUCGCGACAUGGACAAUACGUUAUGGCUAUCAUUGGCAAGAUCCGUGUAGCAAAUGUAGGAUUUGAAAAAUUCGUAUUUGCUCGUGUUACAUUCAACAAUUGGGCCUCAUUUCGAGACUACAGCGGAUCAUAUAUAGAAAGUAGCCCAGACGGUACAGGUGACAUCUUCGCCUUUGGAUUCACUCGUCGUGAUAAAAGGCCAGUCAACGUUGAAUUUGCAUUAUCGGGCUCAUUGGAAGGAAAAGAGUAUUGGGAAAAUAACAACGGUAAAAAUUACUGUUUUCACUUAAGUGAAGAUCCUCUUAAUGACAUAGCAACUGGAGAAUCCGAACCGGGCGUUGUAACGACCUGGCGAGUAGCAGAAGGAAGUUCUCCAGAUAAACAAGAGGAAAUUGUCUUUGAUACAUCUAGUUAUCCACAUUUUGAAGCUCACCCCUUAACGCCAACCAAACUCAGUUAUUAUACGACGUUGCAUCGGGCGCCAGAAGAAGAAGUUGUUCCCAGCAAAGCGCCUGAUACAAAACAUAUCCGUGCCUUCAAUGCAUUGGCAAUUGGAGAGUUGUGCGAAGUUGAAGACAAACCCAGCAAUCCAGAUGAUGGAGCUAUCGAGGCGAUAACUGCUACUUUUGCGGAAACGGGUGUUUGCAUGACCGGCGAAGAAACGCAAGAUGGAAUCGAAGUUCAAGCAACGGAACCGACACAAGAUCAACAAACAGUUGAAGAUCCCAUUGAACCGAUUAAAAUCACCAAACCGAUAGACGACGAAUCGCCUGAUGACGUUUUUGAUAAAUUAGAAAAUCCGAAAGAAGAAAUGCGAGUUGACCUUCAAAUCAUUGAGGAACCUGGUGACGGAAACAGGCCAGAUGGUGAGAGAAAAGAUACCGACUUGACGGCAAACGAUGCUGCGGGUCAACAACUAACAGAACAAGACCCUAGUAAGAAAAAAGACAAAAAACAAACAAAGGAUGAAAAAAAGAAAAAGAAAGAGGCGAAGAAGCAGGAGAAGAGCGACAAAAAGGAAAAGAAAAAAUCUAAAAAGAGCAAAGCUCCUCCAGUACCCCAAACUCAACAAAACGAAGAUCAAAAACCAGAUUCUGAAACACAAGAACAGAAAAAUGGAAAGGAUAAAAAUCCUGAUCUCCAAAAUGGCGACGACCAAUCAGUUUCAAGUAAAAAAGAAAAAAUAGGAGACGAAGAUUCCCCAAAGAAGCCAAAGAAAGGUUUUCUUACGAAAAUGGCGUGCUGUGGAAAGGCCGAACCAGACUGAUCUCGUCUGAUGUGGUUGACUUAUUACUUUGUUUUAUGAAGAGUAAAACCUAUAACUUUUUGUUUUAUCUAUGUCAGUAUUACGGGUCAUCGUUUUUGGCACUUGAUGUACUAACUACUAAUGCACAUUUUCAUAGCACUUCGUUUUGGCAAAAAAAGAAAUUUUUAUUUA
Messenger RNA from Styela clava, 1703 nucleotides. RefSeq lists its product as uncharacterized. The record is from RefSeq and is a predicted model, not a curated record. Gene Ontology annotation, molecular function: glycogen binding; protein phosphatase 1 binding. Lineage: Eukaryota; Metazoa; Chordata; Ascidiacea; Stolidobranchia; Styelidae. Gene Ontology annotation, biological process: regulation of glycogen biosynthetic process. Gene Ontology annotation, cellular component: protein phosphatase type 1 complex.